This is a messenger RNA of Acanthosepion pharaonis, 2007 nucleotides long. The record is from the annotation of a GenBank genome assembly. Lineage: Eukaryota; Metazoa; Mollusca; Cephalopoda; Sepiida; Sepiidae.
AUGCAACUCUAUUUCCCUUUCUCAUUCAUUGAAUUCGUCUUCUCUUUCUUUUUUUCGUUCUUCUUUUUUUGGCUCCCUACCCACUCUUUCUUUCCUCUUGUUCGGUCUUUAUUUCUCCUCAUUCUCUCUCUUCCUAAAAGCAAUUCAUCUCGCCCCACACUCAUUUCACCUCCUAUUCACUCGACUUUUACUUUCUCUCUCUUUUCCUAUCUUCCUCUUUUCAGCCUCCUAGCUUUAUUCCUUUUUCUUAUCCUUCUCUAUUUCUUUUUUUCAACUCCUCUCUACACCUCCUUUUCUCUUCUUCUUACUCUCUUUCUUUUCAUUCUUUCUUUCAUUUACUCUUUCGUUCACUUUUCUUUUUUUUUAGAUGUGUUCAUACUUUUCUUUCUUCGAAUUUUUUCUCUUUCCUGUCUCCAUUUUCUUCUUUCCCUUUUUCGUUUCCUUCUUUCUUUCCCUCUCAAUUUUGUCUCUUUCCUUUCUCUUACUUUCUCCCACUUUCUCUACAUUUCUUCCUUCUUACUCUCUUUUUCCAUGUUUCGCCACCCCCUCGUCCUGCAUUAUUUAUUUUCUCUUGAUAUUCCUUCGUCCCUUUCAAUUUUCUCGCUUUUUCAUUUCGAUUUCUUUCUCUCUUUUCUCCUUUCUCUUUCUUUCCUUUAUCACUCAUUUUUAUCACCCGCUUUUCCUUUCGUUUCUUUUAUUCCUUCUCUCUGUCUGUCUGUCUCUCUCUCCCUCUCUCCCUCUGUCUCUUGGCUUUUAUCCUUGGAUUUCUCUCUCCCUCUCUUUGUCUCCCCUCUCUCUCUUCCUCUGUCUAUUGGCUUUUAUCCUUGGCUUUCUCUCUCUCUCUCUUGGCUUUUAUCCUUGGCUCUCUCUCUCCCCCCCCUCUCUCUCCCUCCCUCUCUCUCCCCCUCUCUCUCUCUCUCUCUCUCUUGGCUUUUAUCCUUGGCUUUCUCUCACUCUCUCUCACUCUCUUUGUCCCCCUCUCUCUCUCUUCCUCUGUCUAUUGGCUUUUAUCCUUGGCAUUCUCUCUCUCUCUAUCUUGGCUUUUAUCCUUGGCUUUCUCUCUCUCCCCCCCUCCCCUCCCCUCUUGGCUUUUUUAUCCUUGGCUUUCUCUCUCUCCUCCCUCUCCCUCCCUCCCUCUCUCUCUCUCUCUGUCUUUUGGCUUUUAUCCUUGGCUUGCUCUCUCUCACUAUCUCUCUCUUUCUCUCUCUCUCUUGGCUUUUAUCCGAAGCUUUCUCUCUUUCCCCCACCCUCUUUUCUGACAUUUUUCUCUCGUUCUCUGAUCUAGUUCCUUUAUCCUUCCCCCAUCUCUCUCACUCUCCCCCCCCCUCCGUCUCCUUCUUCCACUCUCACUUCAUGAUUCUGUCUUUUUUCUCACAUCAAACACGUCGUGCUGAUGACUGCAAUCUAGCAGCGAGUAUCAAAUCAUCCGUCCGGAUGAAAAUACCGAGCAACCUAGACCGAGCAACCCAGACUGAGCAACCCAGACCGAGCAACCUAGACCGAGCAACCCAGACCGAGCAACCUAGACCGAGCAACCCAGACCGAGCAUCCCAGACCAAGGAACCUAGACUGAGCAAUCCAGACCGAGCAAUCCAGACCGAGCAUCCCAGACCAAGGAACCUUGACCGAGCAAUCCAGACCGAGCAUCCCAGACCAAGGAACCUUGACCGAGCAAUCCAGACCGAGCAACCCAGACUGAGCAACCUAGACCGAGCAACCCAGACCGAGCAACCCAGACCGAACAACCUAGACCGAGCAACGCAGACCGAGCAUCCCAGACCAAGGAACCCAGACCGAGCAACCCAGACCGAGCAACCUAGACCGAGCAACCCAGACCGAGCAUCCCAGACCAAGAAACCUAGACUGAGCAAUCCAGACCGAGCAAUCCAGACCGAGCAUCCCAGACCAAGGAACCUUGACCGAGCAAUCCAGACCGAGCAACCCAGACCGAGCAACCUAGACCGAGCAACCCAGACCGAGCAUCCCAGACCAAGGAACCUAGACUGA